AUGUCCGAGCCGGGCCCGGGCCACGUCAGCCCGGUCCUGUCACCAAAGGCCUGUCAGUCUGAUGUUGCCAACAGGGAAACCCUCCAGCGUGAAAUUGAAGAGCUGAAGUGCAAGGACCGUGCUCUGGACCAGGAAAUAGCACAGUUGUUGGCUGAAGGCUUCAGCCUGGAGGAAUUAGACAGACACAUUACUUUGCUGCAUGAAUACAACGAAAUUAAAGACACCGGACAAAUGCUGUUGGGCAGACUGGCUGUAAUCAGAGGGGUCACCACAAAGGAGCUGUACCCUGAAUUUGGCCUGGACCUUAUUGACUAGAAGGGGACCAA
Euleptes europaea (tarantolino) is the source of this 326-nucleotide messenger RNA. It is a transcript of the gene SWI5, whose product is annotated as SWI5 homologous recombination repair protein. Gene Ontology annotation, biological process: double-strand break repair via homologous recombination. Gene Ontology annotation, cellular component: Swi5-Swi2 complex; Swi5-Sfr1 complex. NCBI's taxonomy places the organism in Eukaryota, Metazoa, Chordata, Lepidosauria, Squamata, Sphaerodactylidae. Bases 1 to 315 code for a protein of 104 amino acids. The transcript is spliced from 4 exons. The record is from RefSeq and is a predicted model, not a curated record.